Messenger RNA from Batrachochytrium dendrobatidis JAM81, 684 nucleotides. RefSeq lists its product as uncharacterized. Gene Ontology annotation, molecular function: Rab geranylgeranyltransferase activity. The record is from RefSeq and is a predicted model, not a curated record. Lineage: Eukaryota; Fungi; Chytridiomycota; Chytridiomycetes; Rhizophydiales. Gene Ontology annotation, cellular component: Rab-protein geranylgeranyltransferase complex; cytoplasm. The transcript has 5 exons. Gene Ontology annotation, biological process: protein geranylgeranylation. The annotation marks the transcript as partial.
CGAGCUCAUUCCAAACUCGAUAACGAAUCUCUACAAGUAACUACAACACUUUUGACCCAAAACCCAGAGUUUUAUACCAUCUGGAACUUUCGUCGAGAUAUUCUGGUUCAUAUGCACAAAGAAAUUGAACCUGAUCAAGUACAAACGGAUUGUGAAAUAGAACUUAGACUUACCGAGCAGCUUCUGCAAGGAGCUCCGAAAUCGUAUUGGGUAUGGAAUCAUCGACGUUGGACUCUUCAACACAUGCCGAAUCCAAGCUGGGAACGAGAAUUGAAAUUGCUCGACUACAUGUUGGAUCUGGAUGCUCGUAACUUUCAUGGGUGGGACUAUCGUCGAUAUGUUGUUGCCGAAAUCAAAACGAGGAAACCACAACAAGAAUUCGAGUAUACGCUUAACAAGAUUAAUCAAAACUUUUCAAACUAUUCCGCCUGGCAUUAUCGUAGCAAGUUGUUUCCAUGGAUUUUUAUUGAUCCAAAAUCUUGCAAUACUGCCAUAUCACAAGAUCUUGAGAUUGUACGUAAUGCCGUAUUUACUGAACCUGCGGACCAAUCUGCAUGGCUUUAUCAGCGCUGGCUUCUUGGAAAAGUAAGCACACAAAUGAUGCAGUCGAACUCUGUAUGGCAAGAAGAACUGAGUUUCAUUGAGCAACUGUCAGAAAUUGAGCCAGAUAGCAAAUGUAAGUAA